GUCGGCUCCUACAGCUCGCACACUGUACCGGUCGUCCAGAGAGGUUGCGUGAGCUUCUGGGGUCACACAGCCCAGAGAGUCGGCCCCGGCCCCCAGGCGCCCGGAAGCGACCCUCCGUAAACAAAGCCGUGUGUAGGCGCAGCCCCAGCCUCCAGGCUCGUAGGCCGGCCCAUGGGGGCGGGGGAGGAAUGUUGUGAAUGAACGUGAGGCCGCCCCGAAACUCCUCACAAGGCCGAGCCGCGGGGUCCCCUCGCUUUGAUUGGCUCAUACCGCUCCGUGAUGGACAGCGCCUCUCCCUGCGGCCUUUUAUUGGAUGGCAUCGAAAAGACUGACGUGACGAGUACCGAGUGAACGGUGGCUUCUAGGAGGCGGGUCUGCAAAGACAGCCAAUGGUGAGGGAGAGGUAGGGCGGCGGGGGCGGGGCUUCGGCUGAGGAGGCAGCGGCCGCGGAGACGGCUUCAUUGUUGUGAAGAGUCUUAAAGGGGCCGCGUCGCCCGGCCGGCCCGGCCGGAUGGAGCCCCCGGCGGCCAAGCGCAGCCGGGGCUGCCCCGCGGGGGACGAGCCUGGGACCGGGGCCCGUCGAGGCCGCCCGGAGCCGCUGCUGGACCUCAGCGCCAAGCGGGUGGCCGAGAGUUGGGCCUUCGAGCAGGUGGAGGAGCGGUUCUCCCGGGUGCCAGAGCCAGUUCAGAAGCGCAUCGUGUUCUGGUCUUUUCCACGAAGUGAGCGAGAGAUCUGUAUGUACUCAUCACUAGGCUACCAGCCCCCAGAAGGCGAGCAGGAUACCCGGGUGCCAUUCACCCGUGGGCUGCACCUGCUGCAGAGUGGGGCUGUGGAUCGAGUGCUACAAGUGGGGUUCCACCUUAGUGGGAACAUCCGAGAAUUGGGGGCCCCAGGAGAGCCAGAGCACCUUUACCACGUCUCCAUCAGCUUUGACCGCUGCAAGAUCACCUCUGUGAGCUGUGGCUGCGACAACCGAGACCUCUUCUACUGCGCCCACGUGGUGGCCCUGUCACUAUACCGCAUCCGUCAUGCGCACCAGGUGGAGCUGCGGCUACCCAUCUCUGAGACUCUGUCACAGAUGAACCGUGAUCAGCUUCAGAAGUUUGUACAGUAUCUCAUCAGUGCACACCACACUGAGGUGCUACCCACUGCCCAGCGCCUUGCUGAUGAGAUCCUCCUGCUGGGCUCUGAGAUCAACCUGGUCCAUGGUGCUCCAGAUCCCACGGCGGGUGCAGGCACAGAAGAUGCCAACUGCUGGCAUCUAGAUGAGGAGCAGAUCCAGGAGCAGGUGAAGCAGCUGCUUUCCAAUGGUGGCCACUAUGGGGCCAGCCAGCAGCUGCGCUCCAUGUUCAGCAAGGUGCGGGAGAUGCUGCGGGCACGAGACUCUAAUGGGGCACGCAUGCUAAUCCUCAUGACCGAGCAGUUCCUGCAGGACCCUCGUCUGGCCCUGUGGCGGCAACAGGGCGCUGGCAUGACAGACCAGUGCCGGCAGCUGUGGGAUGAGCUAGGGGCUUUGUGGGUCUGUGUCAUUCUGAGCCCCCACUGCAAACCAGACGAGCGGUCAGGCUGGCUGCAGCUGCUUGGCACAUGGGACAAGCUAGAUGUGUGCCCACUGGAAGAGGGCAACUACUCCUUCGACAUCCCUGCCCUACAGCCUACUGUGACCUCCAGGACAGGCUCAGAGGAUGAAGAGGAGGAGGUGACAACCACCAGUCUCCGACGUACAGUGUUCAGCCGAGCAUUGCAGGCUGGGGAGUUGCACUGGAAUGACAGCCACCUGCAGAGGAUCCUGGCCAGUGAUUCCUGUGGCCCGAGUCUCACUGGCAAUAUGGGAGGUGACAAGCCAACCUUUGACCCUCAGGGCCACCCCAUCUGGCUGGGUGAGCCUUUGCCUACUGCCUGUGCACGGGUGGAUACUUUGCGUGCCCAUGGUUAUCCCCACAAGGCUCUGCGGCUAGCAUGUGCCAUAAUCAACACUCUGCGGCUGCAGCGGCGACACCAGCUUGAGAACUACAAGCAGCAGAAGAAAGAACUGCUCCAGAAAGGUGCUACCUGCCUCACAAGCACUGAAGGCUGGGUGGGCCAUCCCCUGGAUCCCAUUGGCUGCCUCUGCAGGGCCCUGCUGGAGGCCUGUCGACUGGAGGAGGAGCCUCACUCUCUUUACCCAGACUUGGCCACAGAGAAGCGGAAGCUGGCCUACCAGCAUGUGCCAGUGCCAGGGAGCCCUGGGGAGUCCUACCUGGCACUGGCGCUGGAAGUUGCACUGCUGGGGCUAGGGCAGCAGCGGGCCCUGCCGGAGGGGCUGUAUGCCCAGGACAAAGUGGUACGCAGUGAAGAGCAGCUGCUGGCUCUGCUGGAGGAGGUGGAGCUGGACGAGCGGCUGGUCCAAGUGCUGCGCAAGCAGGCUGGGCUGCUGUUGGAAGGAGGCCCUUUCAGUGGCUUCGGAGAAGUGAUUUUCCGGGAGAGCGUACCCAUGCACACCUGUGCCCGAUACUUGUUCGCUGCGCUGCUGCCCCACGACCCAGAUCUGGCCUUUCGCCUGGCGCUCCGAGCCAUGAGGCUGCCUGUGCUGGAGACAACAUUCCCAGCUGGAGAAGCUCACCCUAACCCGCUGGACUCCAUCAUGAGCAACCGCUUUCCCCGUUGGUUCAUCCUCGGCCACCUGGAGACCCGCCAGUGUGAACUGGCCUCCACCAUGCUGACCGCUGCCAAGGGAGAUACCAAAUGGCUGCAUGCAGUCCUGGGUUCCGUCCAGCAAAACAUCCACUCCCCGGCCCUGCUCUUCAAGUUGGCACAAGAUGCCUGCAAGACAGCCACACCAGCCAGCGCACCACCAGACACCAUGCUGCUGGGCAUUGCACUGGAGCUUGGCCUGCAGGUGAUGCGGAUGACACUGAACACAAUGACUUGGCGGCGCAGAGAGAUGGUUCGCUGGCUGGUUAGCUGUGCCACAGAGAUUGGCCCACCAGCGCUGAUGAGCAUCAUGAAGAACUGGUACUCCUUGUUCACCCCAGUGGAGGCAGUCACUAUCGUGGCAGUGACGGGCACCACGCACACCACUUUGCUGCGACUGCAGCUAGACACUGCCGGGCGAGAGGAGCUCUGGGCCUGUGCCCGCACCUUGGCACUGCAGUGCGCCAUGAAGGACCCCCAGAACUGCGCUUUGCCAGCCCUGACCCUGUGUGAAAAGAAUCACGCAGCCUUCGAGGCUGCCUACCAGAUUGUGCUGGAUGCCGCAGCUGGUGGCCUCGGCCACGCCCAUCUGUUCACCGUGGCGCGAUACAUGGAACACCGAGGCCUACCUUUGCGGGCCUACAAGCUGGCCACACUAGCCUUGGCGCAGCUCAGCAUCGCCUUCAACCAGGACAGCCACCCCGCGGUCAACGAUGUGCUGUGGGCCUGCUCACUCAGCCACUCGUUGGGACGGCAUGAGUUGUCAGCCAUUGUCCCUCUUAUCAUCCGCAGCAUCCAUUGUGCACCUAUGCUCUCAGACAUCCUACGCCGCUGGACGCUCUCAGCGCCCGGUCUGGGCCCACUGGGGGCUCGCAGGGCUACCAAGCCACUUGGGACUGACAGGGCACCACUUUGCCAGCUCCUGGAUGCUGCGGUAGCUGCCUACAUAACCACCAGCCACUCACGCCUCACUCACAUCAGCCCACGUCACUACGGUGACUUCAUUGAGUUCCUGGGCAAAGCCCGAGAGACCUUCCUUCUGGCACCAGACGGGCACCUCCAGUUCGCACAGUUCUUAGAGAACCUUAAACAGACCUACAAGGGGAAAAAGAAGCUGAUGCUAUUGGUUCGAGAGCGGUUUGGCUGAGGGACUGCAGAUUACUGGGAGCAUGGGUAUGCCCUGGCCUGCCUUCCCGAAGCAGGAGGCCCGUGGCUACUUAAGGGUCAAGUCUCGGAAUGUGGGAGGCAGGAGUGAUGCCAUUCCAAGUGUGUGCCUAGGAGUAUGCAGACAAAUGGGAGAUCUGAGGAUCUGAAGCCAUACUGCUAACUAGAGGCCUGCAGGGGGCGUGCCUGGGCACCCCACAAGCAAGAGGCAAGGCUCUGGCUCUCCCAAACUCACAGGGUUAGCUAGGGCUUCCAGGAGAAGGGCUGGAGUCAGAACUUUCCAGAAAUUAGUUCUUGAAUUCAGUGUAGCAGAUCCUCCAGAGCCCACCCAGGGGCCUGGGGACUUCACAUCAGGGUAGUUCAAUCCCUUGUGUUUCUUUCCUCUCGUACAGCUCAGGGGUCCUGUCCCACUGCCCUGCGCUCCCAGCCCACGCUGCCAGCACAAAUCAAUGCCUCACCCCACUGAAGGAUAUCAAGAGGCUUUGGGCCUCUGCCACAUACCUCACCCCCAAACACCCUGUCCAGCCAGGACCUGUCUUGUCUUGGGCACCAAGGUCACAGGGUAGGAUGGGGACAGCUCUCUGCUGCCCGGACCCCACCACUAGUAACUGGAUACACAACUCAGGAACCAGGCUGCCCUCCAACCUGUUGUGGGAGGUCCAGGCAGACAGCCAGGGACUCUCCCCUGUCUUCCUUUCGCUCUACACGGCUGUCUCUGUUUCCCCACUUCCUUUAGUUCAGCCAUUUCUGCAUCUCUCUCAAGUCCCAGCUGCUGACAGAGGCUCCCCUGUAUCCCAGGCCUUGGCCCAGGGAAGAAGAGAAGGGAGAGCCUCCACCCCAGAAGAACCUGUUUCUCUUGUAUAUUAAGGAAAAAGUUGGCAUCAUUUUGUAACUUUUUUUUCCUAUUUAUUGAAUUCCAUGCUGUAUUCCUUUCCUUUUUUAAAAAAAAAAAAAAAAUUCAAUUUUG
This is a messenger RNA of Peromyscus californicus insignis, 4804 nucleotides long. It is a transcript of the gene Zswim4, whose product is annotated as zinc finger SWIM-type containing 4. The record is from RefSeq and is a predicted model, not a curated record. The transcript has 14 exons. Bases 512 to 3820 code for a protein of 1102 amino acids. NCBI's taxonomy places the organism in Eukaryota, Metazoa, Chordata, Mammalia, Rodentia, Cricetidae. Gene Ontology annotation, cellular component: Cul2-RING ubiquitin ligase complex. Gene Ontology annotation, molecular function: zinc ion binding.